AUGAUCUCAAUGUACACUUACGCAGUCAAAACUCUGCCAAAUCUCAGACCAAUUACACACAAAUACCUCGUUAAAGGACAUACGCAGAACGAGGGCGAUUCUGCUCACUCUCAAAUAGAGAGAGAAGUUAAAAGGCAACUGAGAUCAGGACCAAUGUAUACACCUGACGCUUUUAUCGGGGCUAUAAAGGCGGCACGGAAAAAAAGCGAGCCAUUUCAUGUCAAUGAAAUGUGUUUCGAUGAUUUUUUUGAUUGGAAAAGUAUAUGCACUCAAAUGAACUUUGCGAUAAUGAAAGAUGAAGACAAUAAUACUGUGAAACUGGCUGGACUCAAGAUAAUUAAAGUUCAAAGCUCUGAUCCCGAUGCCAUAUUUUUCAAAGAAUCAUACGCUGACGAAUUAUUCAAGAAAGCUAUAGUGGUGAAAAAAAAUAGAAAUCGUAAUAGCCAAAGCAUUCAUUUAGAUUUGCAAAAGGCCUAUCUUCAAAAACCUGGACUAGCAGAGAGAAAAAAAGCUGAUCUCAUGGAUUUGGUCAAUAAAAACCUCAUUCCUAGAUACCACAAGCCAUUUUACGAAUCGUUGUAA
This is a messenger RNA of Parnassius apollo (apollo), 582 nucleotides long. The record is from the annotation of a GenBank genome assembly. NCBI's taxonomy places the organism in Eukaryota, Metazoa, Arthropoda, Insecta, Lepidoptera, Papilionidae.